AUGAAUGCGUCGGGGAUCAUGGGAUAUCAAUUGCCCGGUGUUGUGAUCUUGAUGUUAUUGCUUGGUUCGACUGCCUUGGCUCUGCUCCUCGGGAGCAGAUCAGUUUCUGCCGGUUCACUGAAGGACAUCAAGCAUGUUGUGAUCUUUAUGCAGGAGAACCGAUCAUGGAAUAGAAACUCAACUAACCAUGUACAGUAUUUCGGCACAAUGGCAGGCGUACGGGGAUUCAAUGACCCAAACGUGCAGAUCAAUCCAGACGGAUUACCUGUUUGGUACCAGUCAGUUUGCUUUGGUGUUUUUUUCAAAGGUUAUAAAGGAGGGAACACGACGGAUGCGAUCCAGUGCAUGGCAGCGGGAGAUAACGGUUACGAGGAUAGCCAUGCUUCGCUCAACGGAGGACUGAACAAUCACUGGGCCAGGAAUAACACGCCUUGGAGUUGGGGAUAUUUUAAGAGAGACGAUAUCCCUGUUCAUUAUGCUAUUGCAGAGGGUUGGACGACCGGUGAUAUGUAUCAAGAGUCCCAAGUCACCUCUACCAACCCGAACCGGGUUACUCUCGUUAGCGGCUCCGUGAACGUGCCUGGCGGCCCUCAAAAGCCUGAUCAAGGCGGCGUUUAUAUCGACAACAACGUAACACCUGUCUAUGAAGAGGCAGGCGUCUCCUGGCAGGUAUACCAGGAUAAAGACAACUUUGACGACAACCCCUUGGCCCGGUUUGAGCAGUACCAGAACGCUUCAUCGUCGUCACCGCUCGUAGAGAAAGGCAUGGCGUUUUUGGGAUUGGAAACAUUUUACGAAGCGGCUGCCAACGGGACCCUCCCGGAGAUCAGCUUUAUUGUCGGGCCCGCGGAAUUGUCAGAGCACCCGCCCUAUAUGCCCAAGGACGGUGCCUGGCUACAGAAGAAGGUUGUGGAUGCUGUGACAAGUAGUCCUGAAUAUUCAUCCACGCUGCUAAUGAUAAGCUACGACGAAUCUGGUGGUUACGGAGACCAUGUCAUUCCUUUCCACUCACCAGAAGGUACACCGGGUGAGUGGAUGGAGGAUCCUUAUGGCGUAUUUGGAAAACUAUAUGUUGGUCCUGGUCUUCGGGUGCCUUUCUAUAUGGUCUCCCCAUGGACCCGUGGCAACCGUGUUUUCACUGAGAGGGCGGAUCAUAACUCCCAGAUUCUAUUCUUGGAGCAGUGGCUUACGGCAAGGGGCUAUGAGAAUGUGCAGACUCCAGAAAUGGUCCACUGGCGUCGGGAACACAUGUCCAACCUCGUCAAUGCACUGGAUCUAGACCAUCCCGACAUUAGUCUUCCAAAAUUGCCAGAAGCUGAAGAGCCUGAGAUGUCUUCAGGUUCUUACGUCGGCACAUCCAAUUGCGAAGCAACCUUUCCAGAGCCCCGUCCUCCUGUGCCAUACGGGAAGCAGAAUGUGACAGAGUCAUUGUUCUUUGAGGACGGAUACAAAGAGGUUGUCGGCUACCUGACUGAGGGACGGUACCUUGUUUUCGAGAAGUCUGGGUAUGCGCUUACCAAUACCGGAAACACAACCAGAUUAAGCAGCAGCGCAGCGCGUUCAGAUCACAGUGAUAAGAAGCAACGAUGGGUCAUCCAUUAUUCCAGCGGCGAAGAGAGCCAGAUUUUCAAAAUCUCCAGUGCCCUGGACGGUAAGUGGCUUGGUCCACACGGAAGUUUGCUGCCAGCUGGUCGCCGAGGCGAUGCUGCAGAAGUGAAGAUCACCUUCCUUGGGAAUGGUCACGGAUAUGGUCUGCAGAUGGCUACAAGGUGUGGAGUGUCACCUACCACUAAGAAGUGGCUACGGACUCGAGACCGGGCAGAAGGUUACAAAUUUAUCGAUGAUUGGAACUAG
This is a messenger RNA of Aspergillus niger, 1854 nucleotides long. RefSeq lists its product as uncharacterized. The record is from RefSeq and is a predicted model, not a curated record. Lineage: Eukaryota; Fungi; Ascomycota; Eurotiomycetes; Eurotiales; Aspergillaceae. The transcript is spliced from 10 exons. Bases 1 to 1854 code for a protein of 617 amino acids. Gene Ontology annotation, molecular function: hydrolase activity, acting on ester bonds.